AUAUCACCAUGGUAAAGCCCAAAACCCCACACGCACUUGGAUCCCAAAAAUCAACAUAAACCCUCCCUUCCUCUACACUCUUCCCUCAAAAGACCAAAUCGAUCCUUCUUCCCUCAACCACCACCAUGAGAAGGGCUUCCACUCUCGCCUCCAUCCCCGUCCUCUCCCGAUCCAUCGCCACCCUCCACGGCGGCUCAGCCUCCGCAGGCCACCGCCUUCUCCGUGCAGCUCUCUUCAGCACCGCCGGAAGCUCCGGUUCUCACGCUCGCCGUCCCUGGUCCGAGUCAUUUUCCGGUCGAAAGCUGGCUCUCGGCUUCGCCGGAACUCUGGCCUCGGUGGCUGUAGCCACGUCGCUCGCUCAGGAAGUCUAUGCCAAAGAGCCGCCUCCGGCUGAGCUCAUGCCCAAGGGGGUUGUGCUCUACCAGUACGAAGCUUGCCCUUUCUGUAACAAAGUUAAAGCAUUCUUGGACUACUAUGAUAUACCAUACAAAAUUGUGGAGGUUAACCCACUCAGCAAGAAAGAGAUCAAGUUUUCGGAGUACAAGAAGGUUCCAAUAUUGAUGGUGGAUGGGGAACAACUAGUUGAUUCAUCAGAUAUAAUUGAUAACUUGACUGCGAAGAUUCUUCCCGACAGAGUAGGGGAGAGAGUAGAAGUUUCUACUGCGAAUGAGGAUGAUGAAGAGAAAAAGUGGCGCAAGUGGGUUGAUAAUCACCUGGUGCAUAUGUUAUCACCAAACAUAUACCGAAAUACAUCUGAGGCCCUUGAGUCCUUUGACUAUAUCACAAGCAAUGGUAAUUUCAGUUACACAGAAAAAAUUACAGUGAAGUAUGCUGGUGCUGCAGCUAUGUACUUCGUGUCUAAGAAACUGAAGAAGAAAUAUAACAUUACUGAUGAACGAGCAUCCCUGUAUGAAGCAGCAGAAACAUGGGUUGAUGCUCUAGAUGGUCGGGAAUUCCUUGGGGGGUCAAAACCUAAUUUGGCUGAUCUAUCUGUUUUUGGGGUGUUAAGACCUAUCCGUUAUUUGAGAUCUGGUAAAGAUAUGGUUGAGCACACGCGCAUAGGAGAAUGGUACUCGAGAAUGGAGCGUGCUGUAGGAGAGCCUGCAAGGAUUAAGGACUAGAUGGGAAAAAUCCUCUGAAGUCAGUAGCUGGAUUCUGUACUUCAUUUUUUUGAGUUUGCCGUUUCCGUGGCCAAACUAAAUCAAACACAAAGAACAAACAUUCUCCUGGAGCUCGGUUCUAAAUUGACCGGGAUAUAUGCAAAUAUUUUGCCGCCAUUCAAUUAGUUUGAUAACCGAAAGUGUUUAUUAUCUCACUAUAUAUGAUUGUUCUCAGCAGUGUAGGCAAUAAAGAUCGAUCCACAAUGUGUUGUAUACUUUGUUCAGAUCUAAUUAUAUUGUUGACAACUUUACUCUGUCGAUACAAUUGGUUUAGAGAA
Messenger RNA from Argentina anserina (silverweed cinquefoil), 1438 nucleotides. RefSeq lists its product as uncharacterized. Gene Ontology annotation, molecular function: prostaglandin-E synthase activity. Gene Ontology annotation, cellular component: mitochondrion. NCBI's taxonomy places the organism in Eukaryota, Viridiplantae, Streptophyta, Magnoliopsida, Rosales, Rosaceae. The record is from RefSeq and is a predicted model, not a curated record. Bases 126 to 1121 code for a protein of 331 amino acids. The transcript is spliced from 6 exons.